AUGCAAGCUAAUUCUCCAGAAAUUCUGGGAGGUAAGGGGACUGAUGGUCUCAAAGUGGGUAGCUCAACAAAGAAGAAGUCUUCUGGCAAAUCAUGCAGCCAGAAGAAGAAAAGGAGGGGGUUUAACAACCCAUCUAAACACAAAGAAGUUGCUGAUUUUGUUAGAAAAGAAGACAUUAAAAUAAUGUGUAUUUUGGAGACAAAAAUUAAAAUGGAGAAUGAAGCUAAACUUUUUGCAAAUAGCUUUAAAAGUUGGAAUUUUUUGUCAAAUUCACAACCAGAUCUACCAGCAAGAAUUUGGGUGUGCUGGGACCCAAACUUUUGUGAUAUUUUGAUGCUUCAACAAUCAAACCAGUAUAUUUUUGUCAAAAUCCACGUUUUUGAUACAGAUUCCAGUUUCUUUGCCUUUUUUGUUUACGCUGAAAAUAAACAUGAGUUGAGAGUUCCCCUAUUUUUUGAUUUAAAGAAAAUUGCUCUCAACCAUGCUAGUCACCCAUCCAUCUUCCUUGGUGACUUUAAUGCUGUUAGAUUCUCUCAUGAGAAAAUGGGGGGGAAGGAGACGUGGAGUCAAGCAAAUGAGUUGUUUAAUAGACUAGUCUUGGAGUCUGAGUUGGAUGAUCUUUGUUACAAGGGGUGUCAUUUUACUUGGUCCAAUAAGCGGGGGGGUGGGAAUUUUAUUACUUCAAAAAUUGAUAGAGUUCUUGCAAAUGAGAGAUGGUUGUCUGCUAACCCAAACUCCUAUGCUCUUUUUCUACCUCCGGGCGUAUCUGAUCAUUCCCCAGUUGUUGUGCAUCUUGGGGGUGAGGAGGGUAAGUUCAAAAAGCCUUUUAAGUUUUUUGACUUUUGGGCUAAUCACUCUAGUUUCCUCCUGAGCGUGCAUGGUGUUUGGGUUAAAUUCAUUAAGGGAUCCCCUAUGUUUAGGGUUUGUCAGAAGCUUAAAACCCUUAAGCCUAUCCUAAGAGAUCUGAACAAAAAAGAGUAUAGUGAGAUUUCCAUCCGUGUUGGUGCUGCUAAGGAUCAACUUCUUAAUUCUCAAAUUAAGCUUGAUAAAGAUCCGAUGAAUCUCCAUCUUUAG
Molecule: messenger RNA, 1074 nt
Organism: Camellia sinensis
Lineage: Eukaryota; Viridiplantae; Streptophyta; Magnoliopsida; Ericales; Theaceae
Source: RefSeq, a predicted model, not a curated record